Hippocampus comes (tiger tail seahorse) is the source of this 5636-nucleotide messenger RNA. Its product is annotated as rho GTPase-activating protein 29-like. The coding region runs from base 227 to 4165 and encodes 1312 amino acids. Gene Ontology annotation, cellular component: cytoplasm. Gene Ontology annotation, molecular function: GTPase activator activity. The record is from RefSeq and is a predicted model, not a curated record. The transcript has 22 exons. NCBI's taxonomy places the organism in Eukaryota, Metazoa, Chordata, Actinopteri, Syngnathiformes, Syngnathidae. Gene Ontology annotation, biological process: signal transduction; activation of GTPase activity.
GUUGGCUGCUUGGGCUGCAGUGCAGCGAACACGUACAGUUCAGUCGCCGUUCCUCACUUUUUCCUCUUUUAAAGUUCUAUUCCCCUCGAACUGGAAUACUAUUUUUCUAAAACAUUGUUUGGAUAUCUUUGCUACCAUGUCCAAAGAGUGCUGGCCAGGGGAAGCCAUUGAGCGUCUGGGUGGCUGUUUAGUAGAGUAGCUCCCCGCUACUGACCUCGCUGCCAGGAUGCUCCGUAAGAGCAGCGAAGGCGGCGGCGUAAAGCGGGGUCAUGCUUCUGCGGCGUCCAGACAUCACUCCGAUUCCCUGACGGGCUCCACCAAGACCUGGGAUGUCGGGCACAGGCGACGCUCGCACAACCUGCUGAGUGAUGGUGCUGAUCCCUUGGUGUCUGCGUCAUGCCCGCCCGGAGUGGACCCGGAGUACGUCAUGAUGCUGGUGAAUGACGUCAGGUGGUUUGCCAACGUGCUGCUGCACCUCAAAGAAGCCUUCCAGAGUCCAGAGGGCUCGGAGGCUUUCCAACAGGUGGUCCAGGAGCGUCUGGCCGAGCUGCUGCGCGUCCUCAAGGCCGUCAUCGCCAAACACCAGGCCCUCAACUCGGUGGACAUCCUGGGCAAGGCGGGCACGCUCAUCGCCAAGGUGAAAGGCAUCAACUUCGACGACGUCAGAUCGGAAAACCUAGACGGAACGUUUGGCGAGAUUCAUGCGUCCAUCGACACCUUGGCGUUCACAUUCGGCAAUGUAGUUUCUGACUUCCUUAUGGGAGAUGUGGACAAUGGCUCAGGGUUGGGGACCCCCCAGGCCAGAAGAAGCAGGUCUUUCGACAACCUCGCUGUGGAUCCCGAGGACUAUGCGGCAGAGAAGAACGACCUCGCCGGCCCAGACGUUCCUCUGUCGCGCGAGGAGGAGGUGGACCUGAUACUGCUGAAGCAUGAUAGCGGGGUGGAGUCAGCCCUGCUCUACGCCAAAGCCUGGUCCAAGUAUAUCAAAGACCUGCUGGCCUGGAUGGAGAAAAGGGUGACCAUGGAUGUGGAGUGUGCCAAGAGCUACGCCAAACUGGCCGAGUCGGCCAAGUCGCUGGUGACGCAGCAGGACUACAUGCCCUUUAGUGACGUCUACAAUUCCACCUUCAAGAACGAUGUCGAAUACAACCAACUUCUCAUGCAAACCGCCAUGGCCUUGCAGACCAAUAAAUUCAUCCAGCCUCUCCUGGGACGUAAGAACGAACUGGACAAACUGAGGAAAGACCUCAAAGAGCAGUGGCAGAAGGAGCAGAAGAAAAUGCACGAGGCGGACGUGAGCCUGCGAAAGGCACGGGCGCUGAAGGCCCAGAGGCAAGAAGAGUAUCAGAAGGCCCACUCGUACACCAGCCGCUCCCUGGAGGAGCAGCCCAGCGCUGUCAAUAAGCAGCUGGAGAAGAAGAGGAGGUUGGAAGAGGAGGCCCUGCAGAGGGCUGAGGAGGCCCAGGAACAAUACCAGAACAGCAUGGCUGACGCGGGCGUCAGGAGGAUGGACCUGGCCAAUGUCAAACGCACCAUCCUCACCCAGAUCAGAGAGACCGUCUUCCAGUGCGACCUCACGCUCAAGGCGGUGACAGUCAAUUGGUUCCAGAUGCAACACGCGCAGAUGGCGUUGCUUCCCGCCCACCACCAGGCAUUGAGUGACGGCGCCAAGCUGUACGAGCCCGGCGAAUGCUACUCGGAGUUUGUGCGCCGCCUGCCACGACAUCUGCCCAGAGAGCGUGUGCAUUCUGACUCGGUUUCUUCAGACGGUGCCAGGUUUGUGUUUGCCAAGCGGUCGGUGGGCAGCAGCCACUCCUCCCACGGCAACCUGUCCCAGGCCUCCCUCACCUCCUGCGACGUUCUCAGCGGCGACGAGGUGGACAGCCCGCUGCACCGCCGGCCGGGGAUCGCCGCGCGCCGCUCCAACAGCAGCACUGACAUUCCAGAGUUGAGGAACCAGGCGCCGCCGAUCCGAGCCUGGACCUCCGGAAGUCCGGGUAGCCAAGGUGGGAUGUGCAGCGACUCAGAGAGUGCGGGGGGCAGCAGUGAGUCCAGGUCUAUGGACUCCCCUUCUGCCAGUCCAGGUGAUUUCAAGCGACGUCUGCCCAGAACUCCCUCCACUGGCACCAUGUCUUCUGCUGACGACCUGGACGAGAGAGAACCCCUCUCACCUUUGGACAAUGGUCUGGCCGAGAUGGUGACGGAGACGGCCAGCUCUCCCGGGCCCUUCCGGAACGCUCAGAUGUCCAAAGCGGCGCAGACGCACAAACUCAGGAAGCUCCGAGCGCCGUCCAAGUGCCGCGAGUGCGAUAGCCUGGUGGUCUUCCACGGAGCAGAGUGCGAGGAGUGUUCGCUGGCCUGCCACAAGAAAUGUCUGGAGACCCUGGCCAUCCAGUGCGGCCAUAAGAAGCUGCAGGGCAAGCUGCAGCUCUUCGGCAUCAACUUCACCCAGGCGUCCAAAAACAGCGCAGACGGGAUCCCCUUCAUCAUCAAGAAGUGCACCUCUGAAAUCGAGAGCCGCGCUCUCAACAUUAAGGGCAUUUACCGCAUGAAUGGCGCCAAGUCACGCGUGGAGAAGCUGUGCCAGGCCUUUGAGAACGGCAAAGACUUGGUGGAGCUGUCGGAGCUGUCGCCGCACGACAUCAGCAACGUGCUCAAGCUCUACCUGAGACAGUUACCAGAGCCGCUGAUCCUGUACCGCUACUACAACGACUUCAUCGGCUUAGCCAAAGAGUACCAGCGAGUGGUGGUGGAGGAGGCCCAGGAGAGAGAGGCCAAGAAGCCCGGCGGGGCCGCCAUCCGUCUCAACCGCGUGGUCCUCCGCAUCCGGGACUUGCUCCGCCAGCUGCCUGCCGCUAACUACCGCACGCUACAUUUCCUCGUGGCGCACCUCAACAGAGUGGCAGAACAGGCGGAAGAGAACAAGAUGACGGCGAGCAACCUGGGCAUCAUCUUCGGCCCCACACUGGUGAAGCCGCGGCAGGCGGAUGCCGAGGUGUCCCUGUCCUCCCUGGUGGACUACCCGUACCAGGCCCUCAUGGUGGAGCUGCUGGUGCGACACUUCCCGGUGGUCUUUGACGCCCCGCCGUCGAGCGAGUCGGAUGCCCCCUCGGCCGCCAGCCAGACGUCGCCUGUCCUCACACCCCAGGAAAAGCUGCAGCGCCUCAGCAGACAUUCUGCCUCCUUGACGGAUAUUAAAGAGAGUGCCAAAGUGUACAAGAGGUUCUCCUCCGUCAUCCCAUCCUCUCACAUCCUGGACGAGGUCCAGGAGGUCCAGCCCGGAACCGACCGGACGGACUCCUCGGACGGAGUCAACGGUGUCGAUGAGGUACCGGGCCUACAGAGGUCCGGGCCAGAGUUGGGCCACGCCGCUGCCACCGGCCCCGCGUCUGCGUCGGCCACCCUGGCAUCGAUGGUGCAGCUGCGAGCCCAUCGCGCCCGAUCGUCGUCCCGACCCAUCAGCCUCCCAGCGCCUGCGGAGCCCGCCGACCCGCCGAAGGAAACCUUCAAGGAAACGCCGGGAGCGGAGCCGGCAGAAGCUCGCGCCGGCUCGUCGCGAGUCAGCGCCUACUAUAUCACGCCAUUUAUCGACACUCGGGCCAUGCAGCGACGGACGUGGGACAGGAAAUACAGACAUUACGACGUCACACCCAGGACCGCCAUGAUCGUGGCUAAGCUGCCCGCCGCCAGCGCCGCCGCCGCCGUCCCGGCCCCCGCUAGUACUGUCAGCACCGUGUUCCCCAACAACCCUUACGCCGUGUCCGUCAAACCCGCCUGGACGUCCGAGCGGGACAACCAGCCGUCGUCCAGCUCAUUGUUGACGCUCAGACCCCCGAGGACUCUUCAGCCCCCGCCGGGGACUUUCUACAAGCCCCCCGUCAGCAGGGCUAGGACGCUCCCCGACUGGACCACCACCAUCACCGCCACUACUAACACCCCCGUGUCCCCCACCGCCGCGCCCCCGAGCCCGCCGCACAGCCGCCUCCAGACGCAAGACUCCACCGACAGCGCCAUCGACGCCGGGGCGGCUUCCCUGUCCCCCCCGCAGUCGCCGCCCCCCAGCAGCCCUGACGACCCGGACCCCGGCGAGACCAAGGCCAUCUACCAAAGACUGCGACCUCGGCGGCUCCAGGAACUGGAGCACAGGGAGGCCCAUUUUGUUUGAGAAGUUUUCCCUUGCCGUCAAAAGUGGCCCAAGUGCUAAUAUAUUCCCAAAACUUCUCAUUCUGAACAAAACCACUGAAACAAGAGCCAGCGGAUCACUUUUCCUUCUUUUGUGUCCCCAAGUUUUGCUGGCAUCCUGCAAUGCACUUAUGCAGCUUUUAUACUCGGAACGUUUAAGCUAAAUGUGUUUGUACCCCUUUUAAAUGGUGUAGCGUUGUUUUCUUACAAAGAGUGUAUGGGCCACACGGAAAAGAAAAAACUGCUUCAAUUUUUAUCAAAAGAGAGAGAGAGAGGAAAAAAAUAUAUUUUGUAUUUUUUGGGAGAAAAAAAAAUCGGUUCAUUUUUUUGUGUGUAUUUUUUCCAGAAGAAAUGUCAUUCUGUUUGUCAAUGGAAAAAAAAUGUAUUUGUGAAAAAGAAGUUACAUGAUUUGAGAUUCAUUUUUUCAUCAUAAAAAAUAAGCAAAUAUUUUUCUAAGAAAAUAAAGGAAUGGAUAAUGAAUGAGUGGCCAGUAUUGCAAACAGUUUUCUAAUGAUUUUUUUAUUAUUUUCUUGGGCGGGGAUGUUCCCCCCCAAUUCCCCUAUUUCAUGAAAAUGGCAUAUUUGAAGGUUUAUCAGUAUUUAUUGUCAUCAAAAUUGUGCGUCCAAUUUUUUUUUCAGAGGGAAGAAAAACUAUUUUUGGAGAACAAUAAAAACAGUUUUUUUCAAGAACAAAUCUAUGUUCUGCAGCAAAACGUAUAACCGUAGGGAGGUUAGUUUUAUAUUUGUUACUUUUUCAAAAAUAUCUAUUUGUAAACAAGACAGUUCUUGGAAUGAAAAGGAUAUUUUUCAAAACAAACGCUUGAGAGAAAAAAGUAUUUUCUUGAAAAAAACUUUCUUUUUACAAAGUUAAAUUUGGUUUUGUAUUUUUUUAAGAACAAGUUGUCAAAUCGUAUUUAUUGAGGGUUUCUUUGUUUUGUUUUGUUUUUUUUUAAUUCUAGAGGAAAUAUUUGGAAAAAAGAGUUAGUCAUUGCAGGAGGAGAAGUGGAGGAAGGUUCUGAGAAAUCUCUUGGCUCGAUAAAGAUGAGAUAUGUAUCUUUAAUAAAAUACAAGUACAGUACUUAAUAAUUGAAAUACUUGUCCUCUUUUUUUCAUAUUCUACUAUUAUCACACCUUUGAAGGGGUUGUGUCGAUGGAAUUGGAUUUCAGGAUUUCUUUUCUUAUCACGUUUGUGACUUUUUUUCUUACGGAAUUCUCUUCCCAAUACGACAUUGUAUGUUUUUUUUUUCCUUUUUUUUCCGUGUGGCUCCUUGCUAUCAAUACUGCCAUGAUUGGUACCUGCUUUUGUCAAUAUGUAAAGCAUAUUUAUGGUUUGUUGUUUUCCUUCUCCUUCGUACUGCAUUUUUUGGGGGGGUGGGGGGGUUGCGUCUCCUUGCAAUGGCGACCUCAUACACGACGUGCGGCACGUCUCGCCGCAGAUUAAAGGAAAGAAAAAAA